CACUGCAGCUUAACUCUUGCCGCCCCGGGGAUGCUCAGGGCUGGAGAGUGUAAAACACCUCACCACGGCGACUCAACUCCGGUUCCAUCAUCGGUCUGAUCAUACAGCGAUCGGCCACUGAUGACUUACAAAUCUCCGCGACUGUGAUCAUCAGCAUCAGGUAGAGAGGGGCCAAUACAGGGCUCAGUAGCUGAUUGAAUCCAAUCCAAACACUGGGAAGGGUUAAGAGAUACAGACCCCCCAGCCAAUCCCGGGCUUUCGUGGUGGAGGGGGCAGGGCCAAGGUCGCUCAGGUCGGGUCACAGGUGUGCUGCGGGGGUAAGGGUGGGUGGGCACUUCCUCCCGGAUGCAGAACAUCCUCGACCAGAACCUGGACAUGGCGACGGCGCUGCUGGCGGGGGAGAAGCUGAAGGAGCUGAUCAUGCCGGGCUCCACGCAGGAUGAGAAGGGGGGGCUGCUGGCCGGCCUCAUGGUGCAGAUCAAGCUGGAGCUGCCCUUCGACCGCGUCGUCACCAUCGGCACGGUCAUCAUCCCCAUCCUGCUGGUCACGCUGGUGUUCACCCGCAACUUCGCAGAGGAAAACAUAUAUUGCUACACUCCCUUCAACUUCACCCGUGACCAGGCUCUGUACGCCCGCGGCUACUGUUGGACGGAGCUGCGCGACGCCGUCCCCGGCGUGGAGCAGGAGCAGCGACCCUCGUUGUUCGCGCACAAGUUCCUUCCCUACGCGCUGUUAGCUUUCGCUGGCAUCAUGUACAUUCCUGCGCUGGGCUGGGAGUUCACGGCCUCCACACGUCUUACCUCGGAACUCAACUUCCUGCUGCAGGAGAUCGACAACUGCUACCACCGUGCCGCCGAGGGCCGCGCGCCCAAGAUCGAGAAGCAGAUCCAGUCCAAGGGGCCCAACAUUAGCGAGCGGGAGCGGCGGGAGAUCAUCGAGAACGCCGAGAAGGAGAAGAGUCCCGAGCAGAACCUGUUCGAGAAGUACCUGGAGCGUCGCUGCCAGAGCAACUUCUUAGCUAAGCUGUAUCUGGCGCGUCAUUUGGCCAUCAUCUGGCUGAGCUCCAUCCCUAUUACUUACCUGAGCACGUACUAUGCGUGGCAACACCAGAAUGAGUUCACCUGUGCACUCGGGGAGCCGCCGGAUGCCAGCAGCCCGCCGGAGCACCGGCUGAGCGUCAACUGCAAGCUGCCGGCGGUGCAGCUGCAGCGCAUCAUGGCGGUGGUGGACAUCACCCUGCUCUGCACCAUGAACCUCAUCAUUCUCAUCAACCUGCUGCACCUGUUCGUGGUGCGCAAGUCCAACUUCGUCUUCGACAAGCUGCACAAGGUCGGCAUCAAGACGCGCCGGUGCUGGCAGAAGUCGCAGUUCUGCGACAUCAACAUCUUGGCCAUGUUCUGCAACGAGAACCGCGACCACAUCAAGUCCCUCAACCGGCUGGACUUCAUCACCAACGAGAGCGACCUCAUGUACGACAACGUGGUGCGGCAGCUGCUGGCUGCUCUGGCUCAGUCUAACCACGACGCCACGCCCACCCUCAUAGACUCGGGCAUCCAGACCAUGGACCCCAGUAUGGACCCUACGGGGCUGAGGGUGGGGGACCUGGGCAUCGAGCCCUCAGUCAUCAAGAGACCCCGCAAGAAGAUGAAGUGGAUCCCCUCAUCCAACCCACUGCCUCAGCCUUUUAAAGAGCCGUUGGCGAUGACGCGUCUGGAGAACAGCACGAAGUCAGACAAACCCAAGACUGCGUGGAAGAGGUCGGGAGCUGACAACUUCAUUGCCCCCCUACAGGACAACAAGAGCACACAGCACCCCCCAACCGGCAAAGGUGCAUCUCUGUACAACAGCAUCAUAGUGGACAAGAAGCACUCACGGAAUUUCUCCCUGGACGUCCACCCUUACAUGCUGGCCAUCUCGAAGCCUAAGGAGGAGCCGGCCAACCACAACCCAGGGCCCGCGCCAGCCACCUUACCCCUGGCGUGUGCCUACAUCGAGGGGACACACAGCAUGGUCCACAUGCCCACCUCCGACAGCGAGAAGAAAAGCCCAGCGCAGCCCCCCGAGUUCAUCAGGGUCAGCAGCACCUACAUGAACGGUGGCCAUUCCAGCCUCGGCCACGCUAGCCCUCCCCCCCUUAUGGAGCCGCUGAUCCAGCCACAGGACCCAGAGAGCCAGCCUGCGCCCUUCAACAGGAAGCCGUCCCACCAGCUGCUGGCCGUCCACCACACGUCCUUCACGGAGGAGGAGGAGGUGGAGCAGCUGGUCAGGGAUCACCUGGCAGAGAGGUCUGCCGAGCUCAUCACCGCAGGAGAGUGCUGAAC
Clupea harengus (Atlantic herring) is the source of this 2321-nucleotide messenger RNA. RefSeq names its product pannexin 2 (gene panx2). Gene Ontology annotation, cellular component: plasma membrane. Gene Ontology annotation, molecular function: wide pore channel activity. Gene Ontology annotation, biological process: cell-cell signaling; positive regulation of interleukin-1 production; monoatomic cation transport. The record is from RefSeq and is a predicted model, not a curated record. NCBI's taxonomy places the organism in Eukaryota, Metazoa, Chordata, Actinopteri, Clupeiformes, Clupeidae.